AUGACUCUUUCUUCGUUCUGGAAUCGCCACAAGAGCAAGGUCUGGGAUACCCUCGACAAGUCUCCUAAGGAGAGACACAUUUAUUUCAAGGUUGACUUCUGGAUCUUGACAUAUGCUUGUGUCGGUUACUUCCUCAAGACUCUUGAUCAAACAAACUUGUCCAACGCGUAUGCUUCGGGAAUGAAGGAGGAUUAUAAGUUCCACGGGAAUCAGUAUAACAUGGCCAGUAGUACCAUGUUCAACAUCGGAUACAUUAUUGGUCAAAUUCCAAGUCAAAUGGUUCUGACCAGAGUCAGACCUUCCAUCUGGUUACCAACGAUGGAGCUGUUGUGGGGUAUCUGCUGCAUGUGUAUGGCUGCCACCCACAAGUCACAGCAGGGAGUCAAAGAAAUCUACGCUCUGCGGUUCCUGAUCGGACUUUUCGAAAGUACAAGUUAUGCAGGUUUGAUAGGAAUUCUGGGUCAAUGGUACACACCCUCUCAGCUCGGUAAGAGAGCAGGUAUCUUCCAGAUUUCGUCUUCUGCCUCCAACAUGUUCUCUGGUUACUUGCAAACCGGUCUCCACAACGGAAUGGACGGUGUUCAUGGCCUGAAGUCUUAUCAGUGGUUAUUCAUCUUUGAUGGUAUUAUCACCAUUCCUGUCGCUAUCUAUGGAUAUUUUGCUAUUCCUGACGCUCCGCACGAUUCCAAGUCCUGGUGGCUCAAGCCGGACGAAAGAAAGCUUGUUAUUGAUAACUUGGCAGCCGUCAAACGUCAACCUCGCAAGAAGUUCACCUGGACGGCCAUGGCAUCUCUCGUUUUGUCGUGGCCAGUGUGGUUCUUCUCUGCUGCUUUCAUCUGUCACGUUGUUGCUAUCAAGCUGUACAGUUACAUGAAUCUGUGGCUCAAGUCUGCCGGAUACACUGUCUCUAAUGUCAACACUUAUCCGACCGCCGGGUACGGGUUGCAGAUUGUGUGUACAAUCAUUAUGACUUGGACUUCAGACAUCAUUGGCAAACGUUGGCCAUUGAUUGCGAUCUUCUGUACCGUCGCUGUGAUUGGAUGCAUCAUUCUGACUGCUUGGCCUGAGAACAACCAUGCCGCUCUCUUCACCGGUUGGUACCUUCUGUUUGCCGAAACCGGUUGCGGUGUGCUCUUCAUGUCGUGGAUCAACGAGACCAUGUCGCACUCUGCAGAGCAGAGAUUCGUGUGCAUUGGUGUUGUGGAGGCAAUGUCCUUCACCUUCCAAGCCUGGUUGCCACUGAUCAUCUACAACACCACAAACGCUCCAUAUUUUGGCUCUGGUUACCCAACAGCUCUUGGACUGUUUGCUGGAGAGGCAGUGAUCGGAAUCGGGGUUGCAUACCUUAUCUAUCGCGAAUCCAACGGAUUCUCCUGGUUCUUCGAGCGCAGAGACAACGACUUUAAACGUCUUUCCCAAACGGAUGAAUCGGACACCGAAAAACUCGUUGUCGAGGAAGAGAAAUACGAACACUCGUCGUCCAAAUCGCUCUCUAUAUAG
Molecule: messenger RNA, 1500 nt
Organism: Ogataea philodendri
Lineage: Eukaryota; Fungi; Ascomycota; Pichiomycetes; Pichiales; Pichiaceae
Exons: 1
Coding region: 1-1500 (499 amino acids)
Biological process (GO): transmembrane transport
Cellular component (GO): membrane
Molecular function (GO): transmembrane transporter activity
Source: RefSeq, a predicted model, not a curated record